UCCUCCUCCCACACAAUGGCCUCCGGAACCACGCUUAUGAAGAUCAUCACCUUCGAUCCGGCGAUGGCGGCCUCCGCUACCCCGAACCCUACGACUGUGGCUGCCCUCUCCAUCCUCGGCAUGCCGGUGACCACGGAUCGGAAGCCCAGGUGGAGCACCUUCACCCAGAUCGAGAGCCAACCGAGACCAAUAGUUGCGUCGAUCGGACGCGGCGAGGUGGAUCAACUCGACCAGAUCAACAGCAACAGCGCAUCCAAACCGUCCACCACUGAGGAUGAUUGCAAAGCACAGCCAAAAAGAAUGGGCAGGUCGCGAGGUCUGAUCGGCGAGAAGACUGACGGAUCACGGCGUCGCAUUAACGACCAACGGCCGCGCGGGCCAACCCCGAACGUUCACGGGUACGGGUUACGGAGUCGACGUUUGCGAGACUCGAUAAGUACGAGGCCAACCCCAAACCAAGCGGUGAACAGUUGGGAUGCAAGCGACGAAGAGGACCGUAGUUGUGCUUCGGACAAGAUCUCGCGAGACCUCUGGUGAUAGAUCUGCUU
Messenger RNA from Musa acuminata subsp. malaccensis (wild Malaysian banana), 548 nucleotides. NCBI's taxonomy places the organism in Eukaryota, Viridiplantae, Streptophyta, Magnoliopsida, Zingiberales, Musaceae. The record is from RefSeq and is a predicted model, not a curated record.